GUCGUAAGGGCCGACAGGAACUGGCCGUGGGUUUUACGGCCGCGGCGGCCGCGCUUGGCGGCGGCGGAGCGGGAGCUGCCCAGACGCGGCGGAUAUGGCCGAGGUACCGCCGGGGCCUAGCAGCGUCCUGUCCCCGCAGGGGGACACGCUCUCCCCCUUCCCCGGAGGAGGAGGAGGAGGAGGGGGGGCUGCUUCCUCCUCCUCCUCCUCCGCCGCCUCCUAUGCCGCCGCCGCCGCCGCCUGCACCGGCGCCCAGGACGAGGAGGCCGAAGAGGAGGAGGAGGAAGAGGAGGGACCCGCGGGCGGACGGGAGCAGCAGCAGCGAGGAGGAGGAGGAGGAAGCGACGGCGGCAAGGGGGGCCCGCAGCACCGCCACCACCACCGCCACCAUCACCACCCCCCGCACCACAACCACCAGCUCAACGGCCUCAUCAGCCCCGAGCUGCGGCACCUGCGGGCCUCCCUCAAGGGCAAGAUCCUCGGCUCGGAGGCAGGGGCGGCCCCCGAGGGGCUGGAGAACAAGCGAGCCAGCAAAACAAUGGGCUCCGGACAGCAGCAGUCGUCGCCCCCCACCGCAGCGCCCUGCUCGUCCCCCCACGCCAACCACCUCCCUCCCCAGGGAAGGACUGCACCCUCUCCUCCUCCUUCUCCCCCAGCUAAAGGGGACAGGAGCCAGCCUGCUGCCACAACCACGGCUGCUGCUGCUAAGACUGCAGCCCGCAAUGGGCUGGCAGGAGAGACUGGCUUGGAGGAGGAAGAGCAGGAGGAGGGGGAUGAAGGAGGGGAGGAGGAGUCCCUGCAGCUACUCUCCGGGUCCUUAGCAGCAGCGUGCAGUUUGAAAGGCUCGGGAACGGACUGUCAGCCCGAGGAGGACCUAACGAUACGAUACGUCCAGUAUGAGUCAGAGCUGCAGAUGCCCGAUAUCAUGAGACUGAUCACCAAAGAUCUGUCUGAACCCUACUCCAUUUACACAUAUAGGUAUUUUAUCCACAACUGGCCACAACUUUGCUUUUUGGCCAUGGUAGGUGAGGAGUGUGUAGGUGCCAUCGUCUGCAAGCUGGAUAUGCACAAAAAGAUGUUCCGCAGAGGUUAUAUAGCCAUGUUAGCAGUGGAUUCCAAAUACAGAAGAAAAGGAAUUGGUACAAACUUGGUUAAGAAAGCUAUUUAUGCUAUGGUUGAAGGAGAUUGUGAUGAGGUUGUAUUGGAAACAGAAAUCACAAAUAAGUCUGCUUUGAAACUUUAUGAAAACCUUGGUUUUGUGCGAGACAAGAGGCUGUUCAGAUACUAUUUAAAUGGAGUGGAUGCACUGCGUCUGAAACUGUGGCUGCGUUAGGAGACCCCAUCCCAGCCAGCAAGCAACGUCCCAGCAGCGCAGAGUUGUCCUUUGCAUGCAAUGCAAUUUGUCCCAAAUUGCUUUGCAAGGUGGACUUUUAGUACUUUCCAUGCAGCUCUUAAACCUGUCAGUGUCCCAUUGAGUGUCGCACACAUUCGUUGCACUUUGGCAUGGCGCAUUUGUUCCGAAUUAAAGCCGAUUGUCUCAGACUCCGAGUCCUUUUGGUACCAGCCAGAUGUGCCAGGUGAUAGCCAAGAUAUGUUCAUUCAUUUGCAAGUCUGCUGACUCUUUAGGACAUCCACACAGUGAACGUUUUAGCAGAGAAAACCUGGAUGGGAACGCCGCUUUCGGUUCCCGAAAAUUCAAAAUAAAGCCAAUGUAGAUUGUAAAAUUCUAUAAGUAUACUAACAUUUCAUACAAAAAUUGCCAUAGUUUUCUGGGGAAGAAGAAGAAAAAGGAAAAAAAAAGGCUUCAAUUUUAGGUUUUAUUUUUCAAUAUUGAAUUUUUCCAUUCUUAAAUAUUGGUACCUCAGUGAUUAGUGAAUGAAAAAAUGUAUUGUAGGGUGGGGUGUGUGUUACAACGAGUAACCAUUAAAUUGCGUCUGCCAGUGCCUGUAUAGAUAAGUAUAUUUGUCUUCACCUCUAAGUUUGGAGUGCAUGCUUUUAUUCUUUUACUUUCUUCAGUUGUCUUUGCAAGGAAAAAAAAAAAAUCUGCUUUUAUUUAAAUUCUGGAUUUGAUAAUAAAUUAUUUCAGAUUUUUAUAAUUCGGAUACUUCUCCCAAACAAGGGUUUGGAAGGCCCUUUUUAUAGCAAGAAGUGUAAGCUAUUUUGAAAACCUUGAGUAGCUGCUAAAAGAACCUGGUGGCACCAGUGAAUCUCUGCUGGGUUUGGAUGCACUUUUGUCAUUAAAAGAGUGAGGGACUUCUUUUAAAAGAAGAUAUAGAAAAUUAAUGUAAAUUGGUAUGAUUUUUAUUUAAUCAAAAUUAUUGCUAGAAGCUCUGAGAAACAGCUAUUUUAAGAUAGUUGGAACAAUUUUUUUCAGAUUCAGAUUGCUUUGCUUCAGUGUUCUAAAAUGCUUCAAUCUUUGGUUCUUGGUCUUGGAAGUGAAUUUCAAGGUGUAUAAUAUUCAUUUUCAGCUGCUCAUUUUCUCAACUUACAUGAGCUAAAUUAUUGGGGGAUUUUUUUCCCCUCUGAAAUCAAAGCAGUGGGGAAGGAAUUCUGUCUCUCUUUCUUGUCUUUCUUGCAUUCACUCUUGCUCUGUUUUUCUUUUUUUUUUUUUCCUUUCUUUAUUCUUACAUAGGUUUUACCAAUACCCAUCAAUUUUUUUCAGUAAUGACAGCAUCGAGGCUUUCUUGUUCUGUGUGAUUCCAUAGCCCAGGUCUAUGAAUCAGUUGGGUUGGGUUUUUUUGUGGGGUUUUUUGGUUUUGUUUUGUUUUGUGGGGUUUUUUGGGGGUAUUUUUUUUUUUUUUUUGAAGACAAAAAUAAAGUUAUUAGGUGACUUGUGGAAGCACCUCUGUAAUCAGAGAUCUCAGAAUAUUCAGAGUUGGAAGGGGCCCACCAGGAUUAAGUCCAGCUCUGAGGUGGAUGGUCCUUAGAGGGAUCAAAAGGAUGAACUCUCAGUGAAUCCACUCAUGGAACCGAGCGAAUUCUCCAGAUUUGCCUUACUACACUUUUUUUUUUUUUUCCUUUUUAGGGUUUGGUUUGAGUCAUGGGGGUGGUUUUGGGGGUUUUUUUGUUUGUUUGUUUUCAUUUUUGCUAAUUACUGUACACUAAAAGCAAAACCAACAAAACCCCUACCUCCAGUAUCAUUUGGAAAAGAGCCCUGUGCAGGAAAACUGGAUUUGAGCAAAGCCGCCUUUUGCACAGACCAAUCACACAUGGUGAUGGACAUUUCUUACCAUGUACAAAUCAUGAGUUGUAUUUGAAAAUAAAGAUUUUUAAUGGAAGUUGGCCCUGCUGAGUUUUCUGCUUGUAGAGACACCAUCUGUGCUGUCGAGGGGGUCUGUUCCCUUCAGUAAAGAAAACUCAUCUUUAAAAGGGUGCCCAAGACAAAGUGUUGUAAGUGAGGUCUGUUACUCCCAGGACAUUCUGGAGCUCAGCCUAAAGCCUGUGUGUAGCCACUGCUGCCUUGUGACACCAUAAAACCUCUUGUUACCCUGCUCCCUCAGGGCUGCCAGUUCUUCUGGGUGGCUUUUCAGCAGUUUUGAUCAGUGUUAAGACUUCAAUGUUGGACUCAAUCCCUUGAGUCAGGUUUCCCUCAGCUGUGGUCCAGGACGUAGGGACUGCCCUGGAGCUGGAUCAGGAAGGUUUCAGACCUUGCAAGCAGCUGCUGGGCUUGAUUCACAAAUUGCAAACUGGGCUGCCUUGUGUGUCUUGCUGGGGUUUCAGUCUGCAAAGCCAGACAGGCAAGUUUUCUAUUGGUUAAUACCUAAGCCGUGGGUGUCUUCAGAUUCAAAAGCCGACUGGCAAGUGAGCUGAAAUCCCUCCUCACUGCCAAAAACAUCCCUCUGGAGCAGACUUCAAAUACAAUUCUGGUUGGUUACUGUAAGAAGUGGUUGCUGCCAUGCCUGUGUUGAAAAUACUGAGCAAAAUAGGUGGAGACCUCUCUUUUUUUGUUUUUCAAAGGGUACAUGUCCUGAAAGGUUCUGCCAUUGCUGCUGCGUCACAGAGUUCACUGCAGGAGACACUGAGCUGCGUGUGCUGGGUCCUGUCAAACAGAUUUGUUCUCUGUGCUGCUUGGGAUUAGGAAAUCAAGUGGGAAGCCUUGAAUUUGCAUAGGUUUUCAAAAGGAAUCUAGCAAGGAAAGGUUGGUUAUUUCUCCUGUCUGUUGCUAAACACAGUUCUCUCCCCCUCACCUUUCUGCAAUGACAAAUCUAACUAAGGAGUUGAUUGCUUUUAUAUUUAAAUUUGCCCAGAUGUUGCUACUGGCUGACAUGUCAGUCUGGAUGUUUGCAUUCAUUAUGUUGUUUUUUUAAAGAAAUGAUCAGGUUCAUCACCUUCAAGGCAUCAUCAGAUUGGUGUUGCAGAGUAUGUCACAAACUAUUUUUCAGGGCACUGCAAGACAUUGCUACAACUCAGUGCUGUGUUGAAAAAACUUCAGGUCUUGUAUAAACAUUACGACCUGUAUUGGAGUUCAGGUAUCAGGUGGGCAUCUAUGAAAAUAGCAAGUGUAUCUCAAAAGACUGGACUGCUGUUUUGAGUGGAUUAUAUUCUUCUGUCCCUUUAUCCUUUUUGAUGAGAACAAAACCAGUGGGGUUACAAAAUGUACAAGUUGUCUAAAUACAAUGCAGUCAAAUAAAUGGUUACGUUGUUUAUCUAUUUCCUUUUCAA
Haemorhous mexicanus (house finch) is the source of this 4662-nucleotide messenger RNA. It is a transcript of the gene NAA30, whose product is annotated as N-alpha-acetyltransferase 30, NatC catalytic subunit. The transcript is spliced from 5 exons. Gene Ontology annotation, cellular component: NatC complex. The coding region runs from base 95 to 1333 and encodes 412 amino acids. Gene Ontology annotation, molecular function: protein-N-terminal amino-acid acetyltransferase activity. Gene Ontology annotation, biological process: N-terminal peptidyl-methionine acetylation. The record is from RefSeq and is a predicted model, not a curated record. Lineage: Eukaryota; Metazoa; Chordata; Aves; Passeriformes; Fringillidae.